This is a messenger RNA of Boeremia exigua, 1029 nucleotides long. RefSeq names its product cytochrome c/c1 heme-lyase. Gene Ontology annotation, cellular component: mitochondrion. Gene Ontology annotation, molecular function: holocytochrome-c synthase activity. Bases 1 to 1029 code for a protein of 342 amino acids. Gene Ontology annotation, biological process: cytochrome c-heme linkage. NCBI's taxonomy places the organism in Eukaryota, Fungi, Ascomycota, Dothideomycetes, Pleosporales, Didymellaceae. The transcript has 2 exons. The record is from RefSeq and is a predicted model, not a curated record.
AUGGGUUGGUUUUGGGCAGACACUACUCCUUCGGCACCCGCCACACUCGUUGCGCCGCACCCCAUGCCCGCAGGCGACGUGAACCCUCCUCCACAAUGUCCGAUGCACAAGCCUGCGAAAGCACCUGUGCAGGCAGAGAAGGCGCAAGUCCCCAAAGGCGCAUGCCCUUACGUACCGCCUGAGAAUGCAUCGACCCCCGAGCCCAAGACUGGCCUACUCGCAAAGCUGAACCCGCUCAACAACAUGUUCUCCGAACUCGACAACAAGAAAGCCUCCAUACAGUCUCGCGAUCUCCCCCUCUCUCGCGAAGCCUCCACAAUCCCCAAAGGCGAUGGCUCGCUAUGGGAGUACCCCUCGCCGCAACAAAUGUACAACGCCAUGCUUCGCAAAGGAUACACCGACACCGACGUCACCGCCGUCGAGUCCAUGGUCUCGGUACACAACUUUCUGAACGAGGGCGCCUGGGCGGAGAUCAUGGGGUGGGAGCGCCGGUUCGCGCGCGGCCUGAAGGAGGGCUACGAGAUCUGCAAGAACGGCGAGCAGCUCGCCGACCUGAAGCUGGGCGUCGGCACAACCGAGGAGGGCAUCUUCGACACAACCACCUGGGACGUGAGAGACGUGCCGCCCCCGAAGCUGCUGCGCUUCACGGGUCGCCCGACCGAGAGGACGCCCAAAGCCACAAUCACGCAGUGGCUGGGCUGGAUCAACCCUGAGAAAUACGGCACGGCGCCGCCGUUCGAUCGCCACGAUUGGUUCAUCGAGAGGUGCAACGAGCAGGGGUGCAAGGAGGUUCGCUACGUGAUUGAUUACUACGAGGGCGAGGCCGAGUCCGACGACGAGCCCGUGUUUCAUCUGGAUAUCAGGCCUGCCGUGGACGGACCAACCAGCGCAGCCGAAAGGCUGAUUCGCUCAGGCACCGAGUUCUGGUGGCAGGCCAGCGGUGGGAGUGUGAGGAUGCUGAGGAAGCUCCAGGAAGAGAAGAAGCGCAGAGAGGAGGAGGCAUCUGCCGCCAGCAGGCACUACAACUAG